UCCGUUUGUUCAUUUACAGUGAGGUACAAUAAUAUCGUAUAAUUAUAAAAUCAUAAUAUAGGUAAUAUCAUAACAUAUUAUUAUAUUAUAUACUGUAGUGGUGACCGCAGUAAAUCAAAAACCGAGUGGGUGUAUAUUCGAUAUCAUAUAGGUCGCUCUUGUAACCAUAACGGUCACUCGCCGAAAUCCAUUCGUUUCAGUAACAGUCCAGGACACUGCCACCGAUCACGUCAUGCCGAGCUACGACGACCACACUACCAACCCAAUGGACGGAGAACGCGAUUGUGGUUCAUACAUGUCCUGCAAACUGGUGAUGUACGAAGACGGUGGUGGAGGUGGUGGUGGUGGUGGUAGCAGCAGUAGCAGUGGCGACGACUCAAAUUCUAGCGGAAACGGAGGCAGCGACUUUUACGACGAUUCCGGAAGUUGGUCCGAGGUCAGCAUUAGCUGCGAGGGCGCCAACACCUCUUUGUGUGGAAGUGCAGACGAGGGCUGCUUUAGCGGCGACGGCAGCAAUAACGGUAGUAGCAGCGACUGUGGUAGUGGCGGCAACGGCAGUGUCAACAGUGGCAAGUGGUUGAAAUCGUUGCGCACCGUCAUUGAUAGGAUGGUCAGGAGUGAGAGCAAGGGCCGUGGUCAGAAGAGAGCUGUGAAGAGCAUCCUCCGGCCGCCGACCACUUAUAAGUACGUCAUCGGCAUGUCCGGGUUCCCGUCAAAGGUUCCCGUCUACCCGAAAACCACCAUGUGAACCAAACUCGCCGCCACCGUUCUAUCGCCGUACCCGCUACACCUUUGGAACCUCAUCAACUAUUACUACGUACACGACAACGACUUCCGGUUAUCUUCACAUUUCCGUAUCACCUCCACCGCCACCGCCUCCUCGAUUGCGUCUGUCAAGAAACUCCGUGGAUGCAGAGCGCUGUUCAUCCCUCAGUAUCAUUUGAGAAUUUCGUGACGUCUUUCACCCCGUUGCACGAUGGUCACGCGUGGAUAUUAUUUACCUACGUUGGGCAUUCAUCUAUUCCGCCGUUACAUCAUGGUUUGAAAAAAGGUAUAUAAUAUUAUCGGCUAUAUUGUUCCACUGAGUCUUAAAUCAACAGAAACUAGCCAUUUGAUGGAUAGAUUUUAUACUACAUUAAUUUAUAUUAUUAUUUUUUUUUUUUAAUAAUUAAUUUAUGACGCGAUGAGUCGUAAU
Messenger RNA from Rhopalosiphum maidis (corn leaf aphid), 1195 nucleotides. RefSeq lists its product as uncharacterized. Bases 233 to 748 code for a protein of 171 amino acids. NCBI's taxonomy places the organism in Eukaryota, Metazoa, Arthropoda, Insecta, Hemiptera, Aphididae. The transcript has a single exon. The record is from RefSeq and is a predicted model, not a curated record.